AUGUCUCGUUAUUUCCGCUUCCAUACUAUACCUUCUGACCCUUCCAUCUUAUCAUCCACUCUCUUUUUUCUCUUGCCCUCCGAACUUCGUCUAUCAGACUACCUUGAACACUGGAACAGGACUCCAUACAUGGACAAUUUACUCAAGCACUUGGGAUCAUUCCCCGAUCCGACGCCUCCCCCAGGUGGCAUUUUUUGCAAGUGA
Molecule: messenger RNA, 204 nt
Organism: Protopolystoma xenopodis
Lineage: Eukaryota; Metazoa; Platyhelminthes; Monogenea; Polystomatidea; Polystomatidae
Source: the annotation of a GenBank genome assembly